ACUUCAAGUCCUAUAUUUAAUCCCCUCUUCGCCUUCAAUAUCAUCACACAUCUCUCUCUCUCCUCCAUAGAAACAAACCAUUUCUCUCAUCUGUGAGUCUCUUUUUGACCUUCUCAUCCUCUGUCGUCUUUCUCUGUUCUCUAUUCUCCUCUAGAUUCACAAGAAAAUAUUAAAAUUUCGAGCUAAGAAUCCACUGGGAAAACCUCACACAAAAAAGUUUUGGUGGAAAGAUCAUGAUGAUGGGAAAAGAAGAUCUUGGUUUGAGCCUAAGCUUAGGUUUUUCACAACUUAGCAAUCCUAGUUCGUCUAUAUCCAACAACCUCCAUAGAUUUCCAUGGAACCAAACGUUCGCUUCUACACCAGAUCUUGGCAAAAUAGACGUGAACAGUCUUCCAUCAAAGGUGGAUUGCGAGGAGGAAGCAGGAGUUUCAUCUCCUAACAGUACGAUCUCGAGCACCAUAAGCGGCGGGAAGAGGAGUGAGAGAGAAGGAAUCUCCGACCACGAUGAGAUCACUCCGGAUAGAGGUUACUCACGUGGAACCUCCGACGAAGAAGAAGACAUAAGCGGCGGCGGCGGCGAAACGUCGAGGAAGAAGCUCCGGUUAUCCAAGGACCAAUCUGCUUUUCUUGAAGAUACUUUCAAAGAACACAACACUCUCAAUCCUAAGCAGAAGCUAGCUCUGGCCAAGAAAUUGAACAUGACCGCAAGACAAGUGGAAGUGUGGUUUCAGAACAGAAGAGCAAGAACAAAAUUAAAGCAAACGGAGGUGGACUGUGAAUACUUGAAACGAUGCGUAGAGAAACUAACGGAGGAGAAUCGUCGACUUCAGAAAGAGGCUAUGGAGCUUCGAACUCUCAAGCUCUCUCCACAGUUUUACGGCCAAAUGACUCCACCAACUACACUAAUCAUGUGUCCGUCCUGUGAGCGUGUGGCUGGGCCAUCAUCAAACCAUCACCAAACUCACCGGCCCGUUGCGAUCAACCCAUGGGUUGCUCGUGCUGGUCAAGUGGCUCAUGGGUUGGAUUUUGAAGCCUUACGAUCGUGAAGAGGAAGGCUAUUUAGAUUUUUGUUGUUGCGAUGGCUUGGAAUUAAUGUGGCUGUGUGGGGUCUCAUUGUAGUUUUGGAUCAUUGGCCUACCUAAGUUAUAACUUAUAUGUCAAGUAUGAUGUGACAUUCAGAUAUUUAAUGUAGCAAAUAUUUAGUUACAAAUUACAAUGCUAAGUUGCUAACCAAUUAUGUAACUUUGAUGUUUAAAAAAACUCUU
Molecule: messenger RNA, 1265 nt
Organism: Brassica rapa (field mustard)
Lineage: Eukaryota; Viridiplantae; Streptophyta; Magnoliopsida; Brassicales; Brassicaceae
Product: homeobox-leucine zipper protein HAT2
Biological process (GO): regulation of DNA-templated transcription
Cellular component (GO): nucleus
Molecular function (GO): sequence-specific DNA binding; DNA-binding transcription factor activity, RNA polymerase II-specific
Source: RefSeq, a predicted model, not a curated record